Molecule: messenger RNA, 1049 nt
Organism: Eurypyga helias (sunbittern)
Lineage: Eukaryota; Metazoa; Chordata; Aves; Eurypygiformes; Eurypygidae
Gene: ATE1
Product: arginyltransferase 1
Exons: 9
Biological process (GO): protein arginylation
Cellular component (GO): cytoplasm
Molecular function (GO): arginyl-tRNA--protein transferase activity
Source: RefSeq, a predicted model, not a curated record
GGUUGGAAAUGUGCCUUGUUCCAAAUGCUGUAGAUGAAUGCACCUCACCACCGUUCAGGGUGCUUUGCCCUUUGGAAAGUAUUUCAAGUGGAUUCUGUCCAUACACUGAACGGGAGCUUUUCAUUGUUUCUGAGAAGGGCAAAGGGGCUGAUCUGAGCAAGCCACCGUGCCGGAAAGCAAAGGACAUACGAAAGGAAAGAAAACUACAGAAACUCCUCCAGAACCAGAUAUGCACAUCUGAAGGCUCUACACCUCAAGCAAGAGAUCAGGAUUUCCUCUUGCAAAACUCUAAAUCUAAACCAAACCAACCGAAAACCAUUGAGGACUUCAUUUUUGUCUCUUUACCUGAUGAUGCACCACACAAAUUAGAGGUGAGGGUGGUGAGAUCAUCUCCACCAAGUUCACAGUUCAAAGCCACAUUUCAGGAGUCUUACCAGGUCUAUAAACGUUACCAGAUGGUUAUUCACAAGGACCCACCUGAUAAACCAACCAUAAAUCAGUUCACGCGAUUCCUCUGUGAUUCUCCGCUGGAGGCAGAGAAUGCCCCCACCGGACCAGAAUGUGGCUAUGGGUCUUUUCACCAGCAGUAUUGGUUGGAUGGGAAGAUAAUUGCUGUUGGUGUAAUUGAUAUCCUGCCCUACUGUGUGUCCUCUGUCUAUCUGUACUAUGAUCCAGACUACUCCUUCUUAUCUUUGGGAGUCUACUCUGCAUUACGUGAAAUUGCUUUUACUAGGCAACUUCAUGAAAAAGCUCCUGAUCUCUGUUUUUAUUAUAUGGGUUUCUACAUUCAUUCAUGCCCCAAAAUGAGAUACAAGGGUCAGUACCGGCCUUCUGAUUUGCUGUGUCCAGAGACAUACAGCUGGACGCCUAUUGAGCAAUGCCUACCCCUGCUUGAGCAUUCAAAAUACUGUCGAUUCAACCAGGACGUCAAAGCGGAUGACAAAGGUAGGAGGAAGGAGGGAAAUAGGUUUGGAGGCCAGUGGUGUUCAGGAUAUGCUUGUUAUUCGGAAAGAAAAGUGCAUUCAUUUAAGUGCAAAGAUGACAACUAA